Molecule: messenger RNA, 5681 nt
Organism: Fonticula alba
Lineage: Eukaryota; Rotosphaerida; Fonticulaceae
Exons: 5
Coding region: 203-5404 (1733 amino acids)
Biological process (GO): regulation of DNA-templated transcription
Molecular function (GO): zinc ion binding; DNA-binding transcription factor activity, RNA polymerase II-specific
Source: RefSeq, a predicted model, not a curated record
CAGGCCCCCUGCAGUGCUGUCGCCCGCCGUGUCGCCCCCCCCGACACACGCUUUCGCCAAUACUACGUCCGGCUCCGACUACCCCCCGUACUUCCCCCCGGUGCCGGACACCGCUCUCCCCGGCCCGGGUCAGGAUGCCAGCACCACCGGUGCCAAGUUGAACAGCGCCGGUGCUUCUGCCGCCUCUCCUGGCCUUGGGCACAUGGACCCCCCACUGCACGCGGCAGCCGCCGCCGCCCCUGGGCCUUCCUUUGCCCGGCAUGACGUCCCCUCGGCUGGGCCCGGGGGGUACAUGCUCGGGGCGCCGGCCCACCACUUGCCCAGCCCGUCGGCCGUGAAUUUCCCCAACUACCACGACAUCGGGCGCCCACGGGCAUACUCGCUGCCGACCACGGCCUAUACGGCGCCGCCCGUCGUCGGGCCCCUGCCGGUGUCCCAACACCAGUACUACCAUGCCCGGGCGUCGCCUCCUCCCAGUGGCAGCGGUGGCGAGGCGCCCGCUGGUGAUGAUAGCCCCGCCUCCGGGGGCUCCGGGCGCGAGGUCCGACUCUCCUCGCAGCCCGGGUCCUCUCAGUCCUCGGCCGCUGGGACUCCCAGCGGCUUGGGCUUCGGCGGCAGCAACCCCGGUGCCGAUGGCAGUGAGCCGGACACAGCAUCCACCGUGGGCCCCCAGGAGCCGGCCGCCGCCCCGACCGCCGGGGCAAAGGCCGAGGCUCCGCGUCGGCGCCGGCGUCGGGCACCCAGCCGCCCGGCCGCCGGGUCCUCGAGCCCCAACGCCACGACCCCCACGCCCGGCGGCCGGGACCCCUCGCAAGCAGUCAAGGCCUCGGGUGAGCCCCCGGGCACGGAUGCAGCCUCCUCGGCCCGGCCCGGCUCCCCGGUCCCCCAAAAGCCCGCGGCCACCUACGUUUCCAAGGCAUGCACCAACUGCCGGAAGUCUCAUCUGGCAUGCGAUGAGAGCCGCCCCUGCCGGCGAUGCAUCAGCGCCGACAAGGCGCACUCUUGCGUCAGCGGCGUGCACAAGAAGCGUGGCCGGCGCUCGCGCGCCGAGAUCGCCCAGUCUGGCGGCGCCGGCGCCGGUGCCCAGGCCGCUGCUUCGACCUCGAAGGCCGAGCCCCCGGCCACCGAGGCGGCCACUGGCGCUGCCACCACUGGCGCCGCCGGCGCCACUGGCACUGCCCCUGAUGCGGCCACUCCCGCCGUUGCUGCUGCCGCUGCCGCUGCGGCCACCGCCGCUCCCGCCGCUCGCGUCACGGAAACCCAUGACACGGCCAAGGCCCGAGACGGUCGCAAGGGUCACCGUGCUCGUGAAGGGCUCGAGGCCGGUUCCUCCGCGGGCCGUGCCGAUGGCCCGGUGCCUGUGGUCUCGGAAAUCCCCGGGGUCUGCGCCCAUGCCUCCUCCUCGACAUUGGUGCGCAUGGAGCACCUUGCCAUUGCGGGAGAUUGUCCCCCGAUGCGGUCACCUCCGCGAAAGGCCGAGGCCACCAGCACCGGGUCUUCGACGCCAGCCUCGAUGGGGCCCUCCGUAAUGAUGGCGCCGCCGCCGCCGCCGCCGCCGCCGCCGCCGCCGCCGCCGCCGCCGCCGCCAUCGGGCCUUCUCCUUUCCGACCCCUACUACCCCGGCAUGAUGGCGCUGCCUCCGGGAGACCAUCCGUCUCGCUCGCUGGCGGGUUCCCACCAUGCGCCGGUGUCCUCGGCGGCGUCCCCCUCGCCAGUUCACCCUCCGCACAAGCCGCACCAGCUCCCCUCCCAUCAUGCCCUCCAUGGCCACCCGCCGAAUGGCGAGGCCUCCGCCGGCACGGGCUUCUACUCCCAGCAUGCGGCCCUGCCAAGCCUACCCCCGGCUGCAUCUCAUGCCUCGACUCCGGCAUACCAAUCGCCCCCGCAGUCGCAUCCGCCCUCGCACUCGCACCCCCACCAUCAUCACCACCACCACCACUAUCACCACCACCAGCACCAGCCGCAGCAGCCACCAUCGGCACAUCCCCCCUCGCAGCCGCUCUCGCUGUCACAGUCGCGGCUCCCUUCGCAUCCACACCCGCAUGAUCCCACGCACCUGCAGCCACAGCGCCAACAGCCACAGCCCCCGUCGUAUCCGCAUCCGGCCUACUACAACGCUCAAGCCUACUACCAGUCGUCUUCUUCUUCGGACCCGGAUGGCGAUUCAUACCAGGCCCCGGCCUACCAGGCCCAAUCCUUUGCCGGAGAGUCGACUCACCCGGGACACUACUAUCCGAGUCCGCCUCUUCCAGUAGCCGCGUCAGGCGCCACCAGUGGCCUUGCCUUUGCCGGGGCCUGGGGGUCUGCCUCGGUGGACAAUUUCACCGCCGGCCCUCCCCAUGGCGCGUAUGCCCCUGCCCGGUUUGAUGACACGAUGCAAUUCACCGUUGCGGCAAGCCCCGCCGGGGGGCCGGCCUUCUCGCCACCCUCGCUGGCGCAGCAGCAGCAUCCCCUACCUGGAGGUGAUCUGAGUUCGCACGGGCCAGCCCCGAGGACCGGUGUCGGCGCCCUGCCCGCCGAUGCCCAUGCCCCGGAGGUUUCGUACCCCGAGUCUGCGCCGCUGCUGCAGGCACACUCGCCGGCCUCGCCGCCGGGGAGUGUCGGUGCUGGCGCCCGGCACUCCGGCUUGCCGCACAAGCUCCAGCCCCAGCGCCUUGUGAGUCCCACCGAGUUGGAUGGCCAGCUUGGCGCCCAAUCGCGUGCUCGCUCGGACCCGGACCUCUUCCGCGCUGUCGGCGGGGAUCCCCGGCCAUCGGUGGCAACCGCCACGCCGGCCGGCCCCAUGGCUGGCCAUGCUGCGGUGGCCAAGCCGCCGACCACGGCCAGCUCCUCGAGCGGGGGCUUCGCCCAUGCGGCAGGCUCGGGCCCGGUGUCGGCCGAUGGCUUUGGCCCCAGGCGCUCGGCGACGGCCUUCGACCCGUGCCGCCGGUCGGAGCUCCUGCUCCAGCGCGCGGGGUCGCACGACAAUCUCACCUUCUCCGGGGCGGGGCCCGCGCCGGGGGUGGCCGCCACCGCGAUGCCGGUGACCGGCUACGCUGAUCGUGCCCCGGUUCAUCCCCCUCCAAGGGCGGACUUCAGCCCGGCCGCGUCUGCCGGUCACCCGGCCCCCCCGGGGCUUUCCGGUCGCCUGUCCCAGUCGCUGUCCUCGGUGGCACUUGGCUGCCCGCCUGCCGGAGACUCGAAUGAUCAACUCCAUCAGCAACCGCAACAACAACAACAACAGCAGCAGCAACAACAGCAUCACUCCCAUCACCCUUCCUCCCAUCACUUGGCGGUGGGCGUUGCUGCUGGUGCCGGAGCGAAUGACGCCGCCGGGCUUGUGCCUCGCGGUCGGGCCCUGUCGGUUGCAUCGGCAUCCCCCUCGCCGAGCGCCUUCCGCCGGGCCCCGCCUUCUGCGGCGGUUUAUGCUGUUGGCAAUCUGCCCGGGGAGGAUGUCCAUCCUGGGUCGGGGGCCGGUGUGCAUGCUGGCCCGAGCCCGACGGCCUUCCACUCUCCGGCGCCGGGGGAGCGCAUCAAGCGCCCGAACCCGGUGGUCCAUCGAAAUCCCACGAGCGCGGCCCUGACGCGGGAUAUUGCCCCCUCCGGGGCGUCAACCAUUCAGCCGACUCCCCUGAGGCCGCCCUCGCCGCCGACCAUUCGCCAGUGCGUGCGGUAUUCGCCCUCGGCAGCCGCCGUGGCCGGUGGUGUGGUCGCCGUGUCGCCGCCAGUGCCGCAUCCCUCUGCGCAAACCAUCGCCCAGCGCAAGUGCGCCUGCCCGUCGGACAUCCACUGCAUCUGUGGCGAUGGCGGCACCGGUGCCUCGGGCCCCGGGAGCGCCGGCAUCGGCAGCGGCAGCGGCAGCGGCAGCGCCAACGAAGGCGGCACUUCUGCACACCUGCUGGGGCCCGAGGUGUCGGCCUUCGCCGAUCGCCCUCCGCACUACCCGUCGGCCUUUCGCCACGACUCGGACCCGGUGGCCGGGGGCCUGCAGUAUGCCCCGCUGGCUGGCGGCCCCGGCUCCGGCGGCACUGGCGGCGGCCCAGCCACCGGGUCCCCGGCCGAUGGGAGCCUCAAUAGUGGCGGAAGCAGCGGCACCGGGACGCCGCGCCUGGGCAGCUCCCCCUACCCGGCGGUGAUGUCCUACCGGGCAACCUCGCUGGGUCCCUCAAGUGCCAUGUCGGCCUCCCCCUCGCCCGGUCCUUCCUCCGCGUCUCAGGUGUCGAUCGGAGCGCUGGCGCUCCCAUCCGCCGGAGGCCCCCCGGCGAUGGUGGCGGCGCAGCCCCUGGCCGAUCCGCAUUCGGCGUCUGGCGGCGGCCCGGGGGCCGGCAAAUGUGCGGCCUACUAUGAGGUCCCGCACCCGGGCCUGCUGAUGCCGGCCGGGCGUCCGGCCGGCGGGGAUGCCCCCGUCGAGGGGUUCCUGUCGGCCGAUGGCUUCCUGCCUGGGGCGGCCGUGGCACCGACCAUGGGGCAUGUGCGGCUCUCGCCCUCCUAUGCGAGUGCCGUGCCGAACAGCCUGUCCCCGGUGCAUGGGCACCCGGUGGAGCGGUCCCCGGCAUCGGCCCCCAGCUCGGUGGCUCCUCAUGCCAUGCCGCCGGCGGCGGCGGCGGCCACCACGUCGCCAUUGUUGCUGGGCUACUCGCCCCCGGCCGGCGGCGCGGGUGCUUCCCUUGGCCGUGCUGCCUCGGCCACCUCCCUGUACCCGGCCAGUGCCGGGGCCGAUCCCCUCUUGCGUGGGGGUCCCCCAGCGAGUGGUGGCCUGGCGCCCGCUUCGGCCAUGGGAAUGGAGCAAUCCCUGCACCUCCUUGGCUCGAACCCCCCGCCGCAGCAUCAUCGGCCGCACUCGGUAAACUUUCACAUCAAGCCCGAGCUCCGGGUCAACACAACCCAUGUGUCCAUGCCGCCGUCGGGAGGCCAUGCUUCCUCGAUGUCAGCCCCCCCGGCGGCCGGCCCCCCGGGUGGUGGGCUCCCCCACCUCCUUUCGACAGCCCCUAGCGCGACCGGCGUGUCCUCUCUCAGCCUCCCAGCCCAAAUGGGCGACUACUCGCUUGAUGCCAACUUGAUGGCCGUGCCACAGCCAUCCCCAGGCUCGGCGUUGCAGUAUCCCAUGUCGGGCCUCCCGUCGGAUGGCGGUCCUCUUCGGCGUGGUGCUGCGUCCUUGUCUCCCCUUCGGCCGCUGCCUGCCAGUGACAUUCUGAAUGGUGGCAAUCUGGCGCCAGUCGGCUCCGAGCCACUUGCCCAUCACUCGUCUCGCCUGCCGGACGUCGGGGUGUACCGUCCCCGCCCCCUUCCACCGGCCGUGACAGCAGUGCCCCUUGCGCCGAUGUGGCAUGCGGUUGAGGCACCGGCGACAUCCGUGUGCGAUCAUGCGGCCACCAAUGCCGAUGGCUCGAUCAUCACUUGUGGCCGUUGCUACCGCUUCGCCUGAUGGCACCACGACAUGCCGCAUUCUUCCCUCCCUCCCUCCUCCCUCUCCCGCUCUGGUCCGUCCUCCCCCAUCUUCCCCUUGUGGAACUUCCCUCGGUUUCCCACCAAUGUGGGGCCCCUGCCCUUGCGACACCACCCUCCGGUCCCCCGAGACAGAUAUCCCCCUUCGUGCGCCUCCUGUGCGCCGCGGUCCAUGUACUUGUACUUUUGCUCUCCCCCCCUCCCUUUCUGGCCCGCGCUCUCUCCUCGGUGUGUCCGUAAAUACCCCUCCCCCCCCC